Molecule: messenger RNA, 1248 nt
Organism: Benincasa hispida (wax gourd)
Lineage: Eukaryota; Viridiplantae; Streptophyta; Magnoliopsida; Cucurbitales; Cucurbitaceae
Product: GDSL esterase/lipase EXL3-like
Cellular component (GO): extracellular region
Molecular function (GO): hydrolase activity, acting on ester bonds
Source: RefSeq, a predicted model, not a curated record
CCUUGACUCAAACCAGUCCUCACAAAUCAAAAUGAAGGUUCCUAAUUACUUGGAGAUCUUUUUUUGUUUUAUAUUAUUUUUGUGCUUUUGCCACGUCGGCGCUGCCGCUGGUUCUUCCAACUUGCUACCGGAAAACGAGGCGGUUCCGGCGAUAAUCGUGUUCGGAGAUUCGAUUGUCGAUCCAGGCAACAAUAACUACAUCAAAACUUCGAUUAAAUGCAACUUUCCACCUUAUGGAAGAGACUUCAAUGGCGGAACGCCGACCGGAAGGUUUAGCAACGGCAAAAUCCCCACCGAUUUUGUAGCGGAAGAGUUUGGUGUGAAAGAGUUAGUGCCGGCGUAUCUUGAUCCGCAUUUGACGACGCAGGACCUUCUCACCGGCGUCAGCUUUGCUUCGGGAGCUUCUGGAUAUGAUCCUCUAACGGCCAAGAUAACGUCCGUCCUUUCGCUAAACGACCAGCUGGAGCUGUUCAAAGAUUACAUCAAGAAGAUAAAAGCCGCCGUCGGAGAAGAAAAAGCAACGGCGAUUCUUUCAAAAAGCAUAAUAAUUGUAUGCACCGGCAGCGACGACAUUGCAAACACCUAUUUCAUCACGCCGUUUCGGCGGCCCCAUUACGACGUCGCAUCGUACACCGAUCUGAUGCUCCAAUCGGCGUCCAGUUUCUUCCAUCAGCUUUACGCGCUUGGAGGAAGAAAGAUAGGAAUUCUCAGCUUGCCGGCGAUCGGCUGCGUUCCGUCGCAGAGAACACUCUUCGGCGGCGCCGCCCGACGAUGCUCCGAAGCCGCCAAUUCAGCGGCGAAGCUUUUCAAUUCGAAGCUAUCGUCGUUGAUUGCUUCGCUGGGAAAUGAGUAUUCGGAUUCUAAGUUUGUGUAUUUUGACAUCUACACUCCGUUUCUUGCCCUCAUUCAAAACCCUGCUGAAAAUGGAUUCGAAGAGGCGAAGAAAGGAUGUUGUGGGACAGGAACCAUAGAAGUCAGCGUUCUAUGCAACCCUUUAUCUACAAAAUUAACAUGCCCUGAUCCUGAUCAAUACAUCUUCUGGGAUAGUUACCACCCUUCCAACAAAGCUUACAAGAUUCUCACCCUUCAAAUCAUUAAAAACACUCCUCGUAAUUUUUUCUGAUAUUAUAUAUAGUUUCUCUCUCUUUCAAUGCACCUCCUUUCAUAUCUGUCCACGUCUCAAUACCUUCUUAAAUCAAACAGUUUUACAGUUUUACGUCAAUAUUAAAUAUCCAUUAAUAUCUCUAA